CAGCAGCUUGCAAACAGCACACAGAUCAUGGCAAGGUUGGAGAAUUGAGUUAACAUUUGAGCAUUCCUGGGCAAAUUAAACUUUCUUAUGAUAGUCGGAGGACUAAAGAAUCUCUUAAAUGUCACUAGUGAUAUGUUUGGCGUUCAUUGCUGUGCAAAACCUUACAUGAGUGUGGGUAAGAACUAACUUAGUGCGUUUGAUUUUGAUUAAUGCCAGAUAAUGAAAAGUUGUAACCGAAAUGAGUCAAAUGAAGAGUAUGUUUCUGCUCAUGCUGGCAAUGACAACCAUAGUGCUCUAUCUUGUUUGGACAUCACAAGGCAAAGAAAUGAAACGUUAUGCGUACCAAGAAAAUGUUGUCCUAUGCCAUGAACAAAGCAAGGACACCCGUGGUUUGCCUGUCAAAGAAGAACCCAAAAUUUACUUCAUCACUCCAUCAUACCCUCGCAGGGAACAAGUUGCUGAACUCACACGCUUAGGACAAACUCUAAUGCAUGUGCCCAAUUUGCAUUGGAUUGUGGCAGAUGAUAACAGACUUUGUAAUGCAAUGGUGAUGGAACUUUUAAAACAUUUUGGCAUCCCAUUCACACAUAUUUCCAGUCCAAUGCCAGAAAUGUACCGGAAAGCAAGUACAGUGCCCAGAGGAGUGGCAAACAGGAGAGCUGCUCUGCAUUGGAUUCAGUCAAAUGUGAAGCAAGGUGUUCUGUAUUUUGGGGAUGAUGACAAUACAUUUGACCUCCGUCUAUUUAGUGAAAUAAGACCUACUGAAAAGGUCUCUAUGUUUCCAGUUGGUCUCAUAGGUGAUUAUGGAGUUAGUUCACCCGUUAUCAAAGAUGGAAAAGUCAUUGGCUUUUAUGAUUCAUGGCCAGCUAAACGUGUUUUUCCUGUUGAUAUGGCUGGGUUUGCAGUUAACAUUGAGUACUUUUUAAAACAUCCUGAUGCAUCAAUGCCAUAUAAAGCUGGGUAUGAAGAAGAUCUGUUUUUGAGAAGUCUGAACUUAACUCUUGAUGACAUAGAACCUAGAGCAGAGGGGUGUACUCAGGUCUUAGUGUGGCACACACAGACAACAAAGAGACCAGCUCCCACAGUUAAAAUACGUAAACAACCAGCUACAAGCCUUAAAAAGUUACUUCAAGAGCUUGAUUACUUAGGGAUGGCUUACAGCAGUUCUGUUAAAGGUGUCAAGAGUAUGUUGUCGAAAGACGGCAAAUCAGUCAAUCUCUGAAGAGCUGCUUCUUAUGCAGAAGAAGGCUGUGCAGAAACUUCAAAGAUAAGAUGGAAGACCAUAUAUUUAUGAUGUUAUGAGUGUGAUUCUGUGAUAUGAAAAGUUUGUGAAUUCAUGAAACAGUAUGGAUCUGAGCAAAUUUAUAAAACGGAAAGGAUCUGAGCAAAUAGAUAAAACUGUGAGGAUCUAACCAACUUUGUAAAACAGUGAGGAUCCAAUCUAAUUUUUUUUCUCAUUUCCUUUUUUUUAAACCUUAGUUCAUUAAAUAUUAAUUUUUUUAAGGCUUAAGUUUUGUAUUAAGGAUUGUUUUUUAUUAUUUUUUGUUGGGAUGUUUUCGACAUGACAUUUUAGGUAUCCUAUUGUGUUUUUAAAAUACUCGUUUAGGGUCUUACUUUUGAACAACUUGUUUCUAAGAUCAACACAUCAACAUGUUUUGAAUGUUAAAGUUAUCAAUAUUUUCAUUAAGUUAAUUGUUUUCUCAUGUCUAUUUUUGGAGCUUCAUGAAAUGACACGCUUUUCUUUCCCAAUGCUCAAACUUCAAUUUAUUGUAAGCCCUAAAUUAUUAUCUGCGUGUUGCACUUUCACAUAUUGUUAUUUUAUGCUUCUUCAAAUAUAUUAUGGUCAGACAUGUGGUAAGAUUUCAAGAGCUGAAGCAGAAGGUUUUGUUUCUUUAUGUAAAGCUCUUCAAUUUUUAUCUAAUCUAGUUUUUGUUUUAAUCUAAAUCUAUUAGGUUAGUCACAAAAUCACCUUCCUCCCGAUAUAGCAAAGUGGACAUGCACAAAUGUUUGUGGACUGGGAAUUCUAGAGCAUGCAUUUGUUUUUAGUGUGAUUGUUUUUAUUUUUGUUGUUAUUGUUGUGUAUUUACAAUUUAAGAUGCAACUGAAAAUAGUGUCUUCUAUUUAAAGCAUCACAUCUGCCUACUUAUUCUUUGGAGACAACAAAAUGUAUUAUUAACCUGUUUUAAUCAAACUUCUGUAGAGAGGAUUUACCUAACCACUCAUUCUUUGCUUUUUUUGUCAGCACAAGCUGUAAUAUUGCCCAUGUUUGGAAGUAUUCGUGGGUAAGUUCUUUUGCAGCCAUUUUUUUCUUAUUUUGGAGCUGAUGAUAUUUUUACAAAGUACCUGCUGAGUAACUUAUAUAAUUUGCCGAAGUAUUGCCCAGAAUGGAAUCAGAGCUGCCAUUGAUUCCAAUUGCUUUUUAUCUAUUUGUUUCAUAAUGUUGUUGUUUUCUUUGUCCUAUAGUGCAUCUUGAUAAUCAGAUAGGUUUUCUAAUAUUAAUAAGUUUACACCAUGGUGCCUUAUUUUGCUUUGGUUGUUAUGCUUUAUAUCAUGUGAUCUGUCUUGUAGCUACUGGUGUGUAAGUGAGAUGUUUUUAUUGCAUGCUGGUGAUAUUGGCUCAAAUCAGGGUUCAAUGGUUUAGGUACUUCUUAGUUGUUAUUCUUUCUGUCCUUUUAUUACUGUAUUUAUAUUAGGAAAGAAGAGAUGUUUUAUAUGAGGCAGUUUUUGUACCUACGUGUUCAGCUUCAACACCUGUAUCCAUUGUAGGCCUGAUUUGUAUGUGCUGAGUGCAAUGCACUCUAAGUUUAAGUGAUAGUGAGAUGCCUUUGCUUUUCAUUGCAUGAAGCAAUGGGACACAAAAAAAAAAGGGCAGUCAUAACACCUUUACGUUUAAUAUGCAUGUAGACUUUCAUCUUGUUGAAAUUUGCAGUGCUGUUUUACUGAUCGUCCAGGGUACAAACAAAAUAUCAAAUUAAGCAACAUUGUACAAGCUUCUCAUGAAAGCAGCCUAUAGUACCAUUUAACAUUAUUGAUUGAAGUGAGGCCUUCAUAGAAAUUGAUCUUGAUUUCUUAAUUAUUACAUGCAGCCCUGGCAUGAACUGUCGAGUUGACUGUGUUGAAUGACUGUUAAGAGUUAUACGGAUAUAAAUCUAUAAAGUAAGAAAUUGUCCAGCAAUUUUUUUUUUAAUUUUUUAAAAUGAAAAUAGUAAGUGAUAAAUAAUUUUGCAGGGCUUCUUAAGAGUAUCAGCAAGAAUCUCAUAAAUUCUUGUAUGGUUAGCCUGCAAUCAUUGUUUAUCACAAGUGCAGUGAGGGACCACUGUUUAAUGUCAGUUCUUAACCUACAGAUAAUCCCCUCCACUGUACAAAAUUGUUUGAAUAAAUGUUAAACCAUGUUUAA
This is a messenger RNA of Thrips palmi, 3397 nucleotides long. Its product is annotated as galactosylgalactosylxylosylprotein 3-beta-glucuronosyltransferase S. Gene Ontology annotation, cellular component: Golgi membrane. The record is from RefSeq and is a predicted model, not a curated record. Gene Ontology annotation, biological process: chondroitin sulfate proteoglycan biosynthetic process; carbohydrate metabolic process. The transcript is spliced from 7 exons. Gene Ontology annotation, molecular function: galactosylgalactosylxylosylprotein 3-beta-glucuronosyltransferase activity. NCBI's taxonomy places the organism in Eukaryota, Metazoa, Arthropoda, Insecta, Thysanoptera, Thripidae. The coding region runs from base 239 to 1222 and encodes 327 amino acids.